Molecule: messenger RNA, 1407 nt
Organism: Branchiostoma floridae (Florida lancelet)
Lineage: Eukaryota; Metazoa; Chordata; Leptocardii; Amphioxiformes; Branchiostomatidae
Exons: 4
Coding region: 409-1407 (332 amino acids)
Cellular component (GO): membrane
Molecular function (GO): glucuronosyl-N-acetylgalactosaminyl-proteoglycan 4-beta-N-acetylgalactosaminyltransferase activity
Source: RefSeq, a predicted model, not a curated record
GCGCCACCACUAGUACUGCGCCAGUAAAGGCAGACCCGCAGUACGUGAGUGUGUGAGGAAGGCCGCAGCCACAGUGAACCGUGGUGGUCUCCAGAUGACGCAAACCUUACGUGACAAGGUAGUACGCACACAACCUCAUGGCGCAUUGACCGUCAGUUCGGGUCAUGUGAACGAAUCGGACGGGACAUACCGCAGAAUUGGCGGGUGCUGAUAUCAGCCUUGUCCCUGCGUGAGGAAUCUGGCAACUUGCUGACUGGAGCAUUACGCUGACUGACAGGUGCAUUCUGAGAGAGAUCGUGUCAGCGCACGAACAACCCUGCAAGCCUGUCUGUGUGUCAUUGCGUCGUUUUCACACCUUGAGAUACGUACUACAGUAGGGAUUUAACUGUACGCCAUCUAUUGAAGAAGAUGCAACGUCGCGGACAAGACGUGUCAUUUUGGGCCGGGCGCAAACGGCCCUCAGGCCGCGUAGGCCGCCGUUUGUUGACGUUAGGCGUCGCCUUCCUCGUGACGAUCUGCCUACAGCUUGCCUUCUCUAGAACAUUUUCCACUGGAGACCAGAACAGAGUCCUAAAACCGUACAACAGCAGUGAGCUUCAGAGAUUAAGGGCCACGGAAGUUAAGGUUAGACGUCCACUCUACGUCGCCGUUCAGACGACCACUAGACACCUGCGCACUUCCGUGUCUGCGAUACAGAACACAUGGGCGUCCAAGACGGACGACGUGCAGGUGGAAUUCUUUGUCGACGUUUCCAGAAAGACGAGCCUAGAAACUCUCCACUAUCCUAUCGUUGGUCUAAACGGUACAGAUGAAACACAGAUGCUGAAGUAUCUGUGCGAGCGGCAGUGGUUCGAUUUCGACUGGUUCGCGCUGGCCAGAGACCAGACGUACGUCAAAACCGAUGAAGUGGUCACUUUCCUUAGACAGAAAGACAAACGAGAGGAGAUUAUAGUGGGUCACAUGGGGGAGGUUCUGCUGGGGGAGGCCGGCUGGGAACGGUGUGCGGACAGCGAUGUGGAGGACAUGGGGUUUUCCAGCGUCCUGGAUUCCAGUAUAACGCUCUUCAGCGCACCCGCCUUCAAAGAGAUCUGCUCAACUCUCGCGGCGUGUGAGAAGCAGUCUCGCGAGAGCACGGAGAGACAGAGCAAGUGCCUGGCCAACUACAUCGUCCAAAUCUGCGGCACAAAGACUACAAAAUAUUCCCGAUUGUUCUACGAGGCACAAGUCGAACCCACGUACUCAGGCCAGUCCAGCGUCACAUCUGGACCUUUUGACCCUGACUUCCUGUGGAGGAACACCCAUGUGACGUCAGCUCUGACGCUACAUCCGGUGAAGGAUGCCAAGACCACUUACCAGCUGUAUCACUACUUCCACGGAGCGGAUUACAGCAUCAGGAGAAGCUCUUGA